CCAAAGUGCUGGGAUUACAGGAGUGAGCCACCGCACCCAGCCCAGAAGCCAACCUUCAGUACUGAGCUUUGCUCUUCUCAAAAACCUGAUGUCACAGCACUGGCCUCCAGCACAUCCAGCCGUGGGGCCCUUUUGCUGCAUAACAGUUUCUAUGGAGACAUCUGUGAUGCCACCACUGCUCCCAGGAGCCUACAGGACCUGGAGCUCUGGAAGCUGAUCUCCUCCCACUGGACCAGCUAGCAGGUUCAUGUUCGAGGCCAUUUUCCCCUCAAUACCCCAAGCCAGGCUGAAGAGAGAUCCACGGGAAUAGCUGGGCCUGUCCUCAUUCAGGUCCACAUUCAGGCAGCAAAGCUCACUUGGUCUUUGCCUCAUGUUACCUAAGGAGGCCAGCCCAUCUGAGAGGCACAGUUUGAUGUCCAGCUCGAUGGCCAGGGGCCUGGCACUCCUCCAGAGCGUGGCCAGCCGGGACGCCGAGUGCCCAGAAUGGAAACUGCGCCAAAAGCCACGCACGCUCAGCAAGUCAGUCCAGACCAUCAGCCGCUACUACAGGAAGACGAGUGAACCCAAGGAUGCCACCAGCCUCACCAGCUUCAUGUCCAAAAUGGAGGAACUUCGAAGGGUCUUCCCCAGGCGUCCUCACUGCCCCCAGUUCAGCACCAGGGCCACAUCCAUGUCGUACUGUGGUUCACCCACCGAGACCGAUUUGUCCUGGGAGAUUGACAACAGCUCGGAGACCUGGAGGGGCACCCGGGACCUGCUCUUGGCCAGGCGGGGUUCGGACAUGAACCUGGAUGGGCGCCUCCUUCCCUUCAGUAAGAGCGCCUGCGAGUUUGAUUACUUGAGGAAGAAGAGCAAAUCCCAGACUUUGAGUCCGGUCACCAGCAGCUCAGUCGCAUCCCAGAGCUGCUCAAGAAGGAGGAUGCCCUGGUACCUCUCAGUCAUCCAUGAGAAGGAUCACUGCCUGUCCGAGCUGGAGAUACAGGUUCAGAAGAAAGACGAGGAGAUCCUGCUGCUCCAGGAGGAGAGGGAGGCCCUGAAGAUGCAGCUGAAAUGCCUCCUCAAAGGCAAAGGCCAAGAGGCGUCCAUGUCCCCAGGCAGGAGGGAGCGGCUCUCAGAUGCUUCGCUGAAGCUGGGCAGGCUGAGCCUCCUGAAGGCCUUCUCCAGAGAUGAGGAGCUGCAGCACUGGCAGCAGGCGGAUGCUCCCCCGCUCCCUGGAUCCUGCAGCAGCCUGGAAGGAGGUGUCCUCCCCGGUGCCCCCGCCGUGAGCAUUAGAGUUCCCCACCCUGGGGGUGCCCCGCAGCCCUGCCCAGCCCCUGCCCUACCCAUCUCGCAGAUGCAGGAGGAGUCUGCAGCACCGGAGAGGGGCAAGGAGCUGGACCUGGGAGGUGGCGAGGAGGACGAGGGCCUGGAAGGGGAGCCCAAGGGGGUGGAGGACACAGGUGCCAGGGGAGGUGUGAGCCAGAUGGGGGCUGUACAUGAGGAGGGACGCAAGGAGGAGGAAGAGGAGGAAGAGGACAGGGAUGAGGACUCCGAGGAAAGGGAGCUGCCAGAGGAAGAGGAGAUCCCCAGGAGAAGUGCUUCCUCCCUGGCCGAGUCGUUUGAGGAGGAGCUGCUGGCCCAGCUGGAGGAGUACGAGCAGGUCAUCCUGGACUUCCAGUUCAACCUGGAGGCCACCAGGACCAGAUACUCCCUUGCAACAGGAGUGAUUGCGUCUUUACAACAACAACUGGAUUUCCAAGAAUCCCAACUGCGGAAGAUCAAUAGGGAAAAUGAGACGCUGCAGAAGGAGCUUCGAGAGCGGAAGCAGCAGCUACAAGCCAUGACCGACAAGUUCUCCAACCUCCGAGAAGAUAAGAAACACCAAGAGAUGAUGGGGCUUAUUGAGAAGGACAACCAGCUCCUCCGACAGCAAGUGUCGAAACUGGAGAGAAAGCUCACCAAGCGGGACCGCGUCAUCUCAGAGUUGGACACCAAGGUCAGCCAGCUGCAGGAGCAGGUGGAACUGGACCAGAACCACUUGCAGAGGUGGAAGCAGCUGCAGGAGGAUUUGCAGAGCAAGAAGGAGAUGAUUCAGGAGUCGGAGCAGCAGGUCCGCGUGGCCCUGGAAAGUUCCCAGUCCAGGCUCGAGAGGCUAAGGAAUAAGAUCAUCCAGGCCACCUUUAGCAUCACCGGGACCAAGUCCUUGGUCAACGAGAUAUCUGACAAUGACAUCCUGGAAGCCCUGCAGAGAAUUAUCUCAGAGAGAAGCGACUACUACAAUCAGCUGAAGCAGAAAGGCGUCAAAGUGCCCCCCCUUCAACAGUCAGAGACCUUCCUGCCCAGCAAAACCAAGAAGGGGACCUCCAAGUAGGCCCAGCCAGGCGCCCAAAUACGGUCAGCCCAGCAGAGGCCAGGGCCCAGCUCCAGAACCACCCGCCCCCACCACGAGUCCUGUUCUCAGACUUAGAAUUAAACUCCGGCGUUGGCACUGUC
Molecule: messenger RNA, 2472 nt
Organism: Macaca mulatta (Rhesus monkey)
Lineage: Eukaryota; Metazoa; Chordata; Mammalia; Primates; Cercopithecidae
Source: RefSeq, a predicted model, not a curated record